GCGUUAGCAUCUAAUAGUCUGUGUUUCAGCGGCACUUUUAGGAUGUGUGUGGGUCGAAUUCAUUUUUCUUUUAACAUUUUGUUAUACACUUAUACCCUACACAAAUACUAAUUGCAAUUAUUAUGUCUUGCCUGCUUCAAAUGAUAUCGUACGAAGAGUAUUUAGCCGCUGAAUCUUUGCCUCUGGAAAGGUGUCAAAUAUUUGCGAAAUUGGCUAACUUGAAAAUCCAAUUCACCAACACAACACGCCCUGGACGACUUCUAAUAGAGACUCUAAAUCAGCUUGGUUAUAAUGCAGAACAAUACAGAAACUAUUUGGCAACGGUUAAGAAUACUAAAAUAGUCCGUACAUUCUAUCAACCUUAUUCCAAAGUAGCUAUUCUAAUAGCUAAUAACAGAUACACGUAUUUAUCAAGAUUAUCAACACCACCACAUGAUUGCGAUUCACUCGGAUCUUAUUUGAAGACGUUAGGCUUUAUUGUUGUUACUGUAAAAAAUACAACAAGUAAUGAUCUGAAAGUUAUAUUGAAUAAGUUGUUUCAGGAGAUACCACAAAAUUCUUAUUGUUUUAUAUUCUAUGCUGGACAUGGCUGUGAAUUAAGCAACACGAAGUUCAUACUGACCAUAGACUGUCCAACAGAGGACAUAAGAGAGGAACAUUGCGUUACUGAGAAUUUUGUACUCAAUUCUGCUGCAAAGUGCAAGCCAGAACUAUGUAUUUUGAUUAUGGACAUGUGUAGGAUUCAUUUAGACAGACCAGCAAAUCCUGGUAUCUUCACAUCAAUACUGUUCAUACCACCAAGCAUAAUUCACAAGAAUCUCCUCCUUAGUUAUUCUACACAAUCAUCGCAGGCAGCUUACGAAAUGAUUGAACUGGAAACUUCUACGACUAUAGACAAUGAAGUAACUUAUGAAAUAAAGACCGGGGACACAGAUAGAAUAAUGCCUAUGGCCAGUCAAUAUGUAAACGCUUUGUAUACGAGACUGGAAGAAGAUUUGGAUGUUAGUUGUUUGUUAGACAUGGUACAUGCUGAUGUGGAGAAAUCAAUGCGAGAGCAGAGACCGAUCAAAGUACAAUGUGGAACUGAUAAAAGGUCGUUGUACGAUCCUGCCACAGGAGAUAUUGAAGAACUAUUUGAAAAACUAAAAGAAGUAGAGAAGAUAAUGAAAGAAAGUAUAAAGUAUGAAUAUUUUGAUAUAAAUGUGAAUAGACCAACAGAAUGCACUUUUAUGGUCAUGAAAUUCUAGCUUUCAUAGUAAGGUUUUUUAUUUGUCAAAGUUGGAUAGCUAAGGGAUUUUGUAGACAGAAAGCGGUACCGCAUUCAUACAUGUAUUCUGCCUACAUUGUACAGAUCGUUGCUAUAAAAAAUGUCAAAAUUUCGUCUAAUACCUAGAUGGCGCUGAUCAAUAGCCUGGAAGUAGUUUAUAUUAAGUAAAUGGCCGUGGAUAUCAAAUAAUUCCACUUAAAUAUGAAAUAUAGGAAGUCAGGUGUUUCCUUCUAAUAUUAUUCAAAUAUUGAUCAUAUCGUCUGCUUAAAGGUAAAAAAAAACCACAUAAAUGACAUUUUCCACAAAAAAUAACCAUCGUACAAAUGAUGUACAAGUUGUAAGAAAUUCACCAUCUUUCAGCAGCUAAAACUCUUAUUAAGUUUAGAUUUUUUUUGUUAUUGAGUUUCUCGUGUAGAAAGAUAGUGAUUUCCUUACUAUAGCCUUUAAACAGAUGAUAUGCGUAUCGAUCUUAGACCAUAGUCUAAGAUCCAUCCUCUAAGAUAUCAGUAGAAGGAAGGCAGUGUGUAGGUAUUAACAAAGUAAUUUAUAAAUUGAUGCUUCCUAAUAUGGGUAGAUGGCGCUAAUCCUAAACAAAAGAAAAAAUUGCCGGCAC
Molecule: messenger RNA, 1880 nt
Organism: Hyposmocoma kahamanoa
Lineage: Eukaryota; Metazoa; Arthropoda; Insecta; Lepidoptera; Cosmopterigidae
Exons: 6
Coding region: 123-1247 (374 amino acids)
Biological process (GO): proteolysis
Molecular function (GO): cysteine-type endopeptidase activity
Source: RefSeq, a predicted model, not a curated record